This is a messenger RNA of Parnassius mnemosyne (clouded apollo), 1527 nucleotides long. The record is from the annotation of a GenBank genome assembly. Lineage: Eukaryota; Metazoa; Arthropoda; Insecta; Lepidoptera; Papilionidae.
AUGGACCUAAUUUAUAGUAAUGACCUCUUUGUUUGCAAUAUCGAAAAUACACCAACGUUCGAAGCCGUCACCCGCGGCCGGGUACGUUCGUCGAUAGUCGACAUUACAUUGGCCUCGGGUUCCAUUCUGGAAUACAUAUCCGACUGGAAGGUUAAUUUAGAGGCAUGUCCAUCCUCCCAGCACAACGCAAUAGAAUUCCAUAUCAAUUAUUCACACGCACACACACAGAUACACGCCAUCUCUUCUCCUGCCGAACAGACAAACAACAGACCCACAUCCACAUUUUUGUAUAAAUCAAACAAAGCUUGUUGGCCUCUUUUCAAAGAAGCUCUUCACCUACGCAUGACUAUGUCAAAUGUCCUUGACAUAGAUAUUUCAUCUCUGAGUCCUGAAGGGUUAGAGGAGGUUAUCGACAGGGUCAGUGACAUCAUCAACUCCGCUUGUCGCUACAGCAUGCGUAUUGCAGGAAGGGGAGCAAAAUACAAACCACCGUGGUGGACUGAGGAACUGGAGGCCCUUAAACAGGAGGUUAUUAACACUCAUCGCAUGACUCACUUACACAAACACCGCAAUGUGCCUCUGGAUGAUCUGCUGAUAAAGCUAGCUACCAAAAAAACAGAAUACUCUAAUAAAUUAAGAUAUGAAUCAACUAAACACUUUAAGGAGUUCUGUAAUCUUCAGACAAAAGAAAAUGUGUGGUCACUGACAAAUAGGCUUCUAAAAGCAAACGGACUAAGACGGGCCCCAGUCACCUUGAAUCUGGGUAAUGGGUACACUAAUAACGCAAUAGAAACAGCCGAUGCUAUUUUAAACCAUUUUUAUCCUCACGACCUACCUGAUACAGAACCCAGACACCAUCAACUCAGAAAUUUAUUCAAUACUCUCCCACAUACACAGGACGACCCACCUUUCUCUGGAGCGGAGAUACUGGAAUAUCUUAAACAAAUGAACUCGAAUAGGGCCCCGGGUGUAGAUAACCUUACGUCUGACAUAUGCAGCCAAUUUGCUAGUGAUUAUACUAAAUUGCUUACGGAUAUAUUUAACCGAUGUUUAUCGCUACGGUAUUUUCCAAAACAGUGGAAAGUCGCUUAUGUAAAAAUUAUUCCCAAACCGGGAAAGAUGGGCUGUAGAGAGCUGAGUUCAUUUCGCCCAAUAGGCCUCUUGCCUGUAUUUGGCAAGGUGUUGGAAACGCUGUUUAUUAAACGAGUAACACACUGGGCUGGAGUCAAUAACAAAAUCAACAAUAAACAAUUUGGCUUUACUAAACAUAAAAAUAGUACACAGGCUAUCAAUACUGCUCUUAAAAUUAUUAAACAAGCCAAAGAGAAUAAGAAAUUAGGUAUCGCUGUCUCACUAGACAUCAGAGCAGCCUUUGACAAUGCCUGGUGGCCGUCUCUUUUACAACGACUGCGGCAUAUUGGCUGCCCUGUCAACAUUUUCGGACUCAUAGACAAUUAUGUUCGCGAUCGUGAAGUGCUACUUGACUACGCGGGUGUGCGUGCCUCAAAAAUAAUGUCUAAGGGCUGA